Messenger RNA from Eptesicus fuscus (big brown bat), 4859 nucleotides. It is a transcript of the gene LGR4, whose product is annotated as leucine rich repeat containing G protein-coupled receptor 4. The coding region runs from base 253 to 3108 and encodes 951 amino acids. NCBI's taxonomy places the organism in Eukaryota, Metazoa, Chordata, Mammalia, Chiroptera, Vespertilionidae. Gene Ontology annotation, molecular function: protein-hormone receptor activity; G protein-coupled receptor activity; protein binding. The transcript is spliced from 18 exons. The record is from RefSeq and is a predicted model, not a curated record. Gene Ontology annotation, cellular component: membrane. Gene Ontology annotation, biological process: G protein-coupled receptor signaling pathway.
GCCGCGGGAGCAGGGCUGCCUCUGCGCUUCCAUGGAGCAGCGGGAAGGGCGAAACUCCGGAGCGCCGCGUCCCUGCGCUGCUGCCGCGGACUGCUGAGGGCGCCGAGCCCGCGCCACCACCGAGACCGGAGAGCCGCGGCUCCCACCCGCAGGCCGGCCGGCCGCCCAGGGUCGGCGGGGGCGUCGGAGGGCAGCGGAGGCGCGCCGAGCGAGGGCGCCGCGGGAGAGGCCGGCGCGGAGGCGAUCGCAGCAAUGCCGGGCCCGCUCGGGCUGCUGUGCUUCCUCGCCCUGGGGCUGCGCGGCUCCAGCGAGCCCAGCGGCGCGGCGCCGUCCCUGUGCGCGGCGCCCUGCAGCUGCGACGGCGACCGUCGGGUGGACUGCUCCGGGAAGGGGCUGACGGCCGUACCCGAGGGGCUCAGCGCCUUCACCCUAGCGCUGGAUAUCAGUAUGAACAACAUUACUCAAUUACCAGAAGAUGCUUUUAAGAACUUCCCUUUUCUGGAGGAGCUACGAUUGGCUGGCAACGACCUUUCUUUUAUCCACCCAAAGGCCUUGUCUGGGUUGAAAGAGCUCAAAGUUCUAACCCUCCAAAACAAUCAGUUGAAAACAGUGCCCAGUGAAGCCAUUCGAGGACUGAGUGCUUUGCAGUCUUUGCGUCUGGAUGCCAACCACAUCACCUCAGUCCCCGAGAACAGCUUCGAGGGGCUCGCUCAGCUCCGACACCUGUGGCUGGAUGACAACAGUCUGACGGAGGUGCCCGUGCACCCCCUCAGCAAUCUGCCCACCCUGCAGGCGCUCACCUUGGCUCUCAACAAAAUCUCCAGCAUCCCCGACUUUGCGUUUACCAACCUGUCCAGCCUGGUGGUCCUGCACCUUCAUAACAAUAAAAUUAAAAGCCUGGGUCGACACUGUUUUGAUGGACUAGAAAACCUGGAGACCUUGGACUUGAAUUAUAACAACUUGGGGGAAUUUCCCCAGGCUAUUAAAGCCCUACCUAGCCUAAAAGAACUGUUAUUUCAUAGUAAUUCUAUUUCUGUUAUCCCUGAUGGAGCAUUUGAUGGUAAUCCACUUUUAAGAACUAUACAUUUGUAUGAUAAUCCUCUAUCUUUCGUGGGGAACUCAGCAUUUCACAAUUUAUCUGAUCUGCAUUCCUUAGUCCUUCGUGGCGCCAGCAUGGUGCAGCAGUUCCCCAAUCUGACCGGGACUGUCCACCUGGAGAGUCUGACCUUGACAGGUACGAAGAUAAGCAGUAUAUCCAGUAAUCUGUGCCAAGAACAAAAGAUGCUUAGGACUUUGGACUUGUCCUACAACAAUAUAAAAGACCUCCCAAGCUUUAAUGGUUGCCAUGCUCUGGAAGAAAUUUCUUUGCAACGUAAUCAGAUCCGCCAAAUCAGAGAAGGCACUUUUCAAGGCCUCAUAUCCCUAAGGAUACUAGAUCUGAGUAGAAACCUGAUCCAUGAAAUUCACGACAGAGCUUUUGCCAAGCUUGGGUCAAUAACUAACCUAGAUGUAAGUUUCAAUGAAUUAACGUCUUUUCCUACGGAAGGCCUGAAUGGGCUAAAUCAACUGAAACUUGUGGGCAACUUCCAACUAAAAGAAGCUUUGGCAGCAAAAGACUUUGUUAAUCUCAGGUCGCUAUCUGUACCCUAUGCUUAUCAGUGCUGUGCAUUUUGGGGUUGCGACUCUUACACCCAUUCAAACACGGAAGAUAAGAGCCUCCAAGAACACGGCGUGGCCAAGGAUAAAGGUCCCGCGGAGGCAGCCGGGGUCACUAGCAGUGCUGAAAAUGAAGAGCACAGUCAGAUAAUUAUCCACUGCACGCCUUCAACAGGUGCUUUUAAGCCCUGUGAAUAUUUACUGGGAAGUUGGAUGAUCCGUCUUACCGUGUGGUUCAUUUUCUUGGUUGCACUGUUUUUCAACCUGCUUGUCAUUUUAACAACAUUUGCACCCUGUACAUCACUGCCUUCCUCCAAAUUGUUCAUAGGCCUGAUUUCUGUGUCGAACUUACUCAUGGGAGCCUAUACUGGCAUCUUAACUUUUCUGGAUGCUGUGUCCUGGGGCAGAUUUGCUGAAUUUGGCAUUUGGUGGGAGAUUGGCAGUGGCUGCAAAAUAGCUGGGUUUCUUGCCGUUUUCUCCUCAGAAAGCGCCAUCUUUUUACUGAUGUUAGCAGCUGUCGAACGAAGCUUAUCUGCAAGAGAGAUCAUGAAAAACAGGAAAAGCAAUCAUCCCAAACAGUUCCGGGUUGCUGCCCUUUUCGCUUUCGUGGGGGCUGGCGUGGCAGGCUGCUUCCCCCUCUUCCACGGAGGGGAGUACUCUGCAUCCCCCCUGUGCUUGCCGUUUCCCACGGGAGAAGCCCCAUCCUUGGGGUUCACGGUGACCUUGGUGCUGUUAAACUCACUCGCGUUCCUGUUAAUGGCCAUCAUCUACACCAAACUCUACUGCAACUUGGAAAAGGAGGACCUUUCCGAGGGCUCGCACUCUGGCAUGAUUAAGCACGUUGCUUGGCUCAUCUUCACCAACUGCAUCUUCUUCUGCCCCGUGGCCUUUUUCUCCUUCGCGCCGUUGAUCACCGCCGUCUCGGUCAGCCCUGAGAUCAUGAAGUCGGUCACGCUGAUCUUUUUCCCGCUGCCCGCUUGCCUGAACCCAGUGCUGUAUGUCUUCUUCAACCCAAAGUUCAAGGAAGACUGGAAGUUGCUGAAGCGACACCUUACCAAGAAGAGCGGGUCGGUGUCCGUGUCCAUCAGCAGCCAGGCGGGCUGCGUGGAGCAGGAUUUCUACUACGACUGCGGCAUGUACUCGCAUUUGCAGGGCAACCUGGCCGUGUGUGACUGCUGCGAGUCCUUUCUCUUGACAAAGCCGGUGUCGUGCAAACACUUGAUAAAGUCCCACAGCUGCCCUGCCCUGGCCGUGGGUUCGUGCCAAAGGCCGGACGGCUACUGGUCGGACUGUGGCACGCAGUCGGCCCACUCGGAUUACGCCGAUGAGGAAGAUUCCUUUGUCUCGGACAGUUCUGACCAGGUGCAGGCCUGUGGACGGGCCUGCUUCUAUCAGAGUCGAGGCUUCCCUCUGGUGCGCUAUGCUUACAACCUGCCGAGAGUGAAGGACUGAGUCGGUGUGUCGGGGACGGUAUCCCCCAUCAGCCAAGAUCGCAGUGUUGAUAGAGUGGACCCUAGUCUGAUCUUUCAUCGGGGAAGCACUUCUGUGAUCACUGCCUGGUGUCCCUUAGGAGGAGGGGGAGGCGGCAGACAUCUUCAAAGAACAAGUGCCUAAACGACCCAUGGGUGAAAAAAAUCCAGUGUCCAAGCCAUGUGUGGUCUGUUGGGAACAACUCUGUACCUUGGAAAGGUUUUCUGUAUACCCUAGCAUUCUAACGUUAGGUUUAUCGGAAAUCUGCCUCAGCAGCAAAACGUUACCUGUUUCUGAAUUAAGCACAAGCUAAAGAACAGCUGUUAAUAUAUUUUUAAGAAUAUUUUUAAAACGUGGUUUCACACAACUGAAGAAAGUCUUGCUAAUUUUACCUAAUGUUUGAUCAUUAAUCUCAGGACAACGGACUUCAGGGCCAAAAAAGGGGAUCGUCUCCCAGGUAGGACUGUGAGAGUGAAUGUAGGCCUUAGGUUGUUGCGUUUUCUGUUUCCAUCUUUGACAUAAUAGAAUCAUACAUUUUCUUGGAGUGAUGUGUAAAUCUUAAAAACCGAAGAUGUUUUUAAAACAAUAUUAACAACUAUUAGAUUUUAAAAGAAAGCAUGAACAUUUGUUUUUAGUCGUUUGACAUUGCUUUGACGCGAUCAGUCAUUUUUUCCCCCGAGUGUUUUGUCAUCACACUACUAUGAAAAAUAAAGGGCUAAUUGCUGUGUGGGUUUAGUAGAUUUGGCUAAACUACUAACUAACAUCGGAGUUUAAUAGUAUCUGAGGGAUUUGAUGGCUCUGUGUAAUGUUCCCAUUAAUGGACACUUCCUAAUAUCAUUGGCUUUACAGAUGUUUUCCAGUUUUGUUGGUAUGUUACCUACUUAUAUUUUGAAUUAUACAGAAAGAAAACCGUGGCAAGUAAUUGCAUUUAAUUGGAAGAAAUUGGGAGUAAUUAUGAUACAAAGCACUUACAUUUAUUUCUUAGCUGGAUUCUCCUGAACUUACGCUGUUUCAUGGACGUUUCCAUAAAUUUCCCCCUACAGUAAUUUACAAAAAGCCUGUGAAACAAUAGUUCACAGCUUAGAUACUGUGUUUUUGUGAAACAGGACACAUGUCAUUAAAAAAGAAGAAGAAGAAGAAGAAGGGAUAAAAAUGAAUAAAGCUUAGGCUCAUGUCUUUAAAAAUGAAAAAUUUUAUUUGAUUCUCAUCUAUGGACUUUUGACAUGUCACGAUGUGGGGUCUUAAAGUUAUAAAUGUUCAAUAUGUUUUUUGGACAAUAUGCUAAAUCAAUAGCAAACCCACUGCCAUAUUAGUUUUUCAGGAUAUACUAAAAACAUUAAGCUAGAUUGCAGUUUAAUAAUUAAACUGUAUAUACUGUGCAUAUAAUGAAUUUUUAUCUUAUGUAAAUUAUUUUUAGAACACAAGUUGGGAAAUGUGGCUUCUGUUCAUUUCGUUUAAUUAAAGCUACCUCCUAAACUAUAGUGGCUGCCAGUAGCAGAAUGUUAAAUUGUGGUUUAUAUACUUUUUUGCAUUGUAAAUAGUCUUGGUUGUACAUUGUCCGUGUAAUAAAAACAGAAUCUUUGUAUAUCAAAAUCAUGUAAUUUGUAUAAAAUGUGGGAGGGAUUUAUUUACAGUGUGUUGUAAUUUUGUAAGGCCAACUAUUCACAAGUUUUUAAAAUUGCUGUCAUGUUUGUAUAUUUACACAUUGAUAAAUAUUAAAUCAUAACUUGGUA